Messenger RNA from Xenopus laevis (African clawed frog), 7214 nucleotides. RefSeq names its product zinc finger protein 318 S homeolog (gene znf318.S). Gene Ontology annotation, biological process: positive regulation of DNA-templated transcription; negative regulation of DNA-templated transcription. Lineage: Eukaryota; Metazoa; Chordata; Amphibia; Anura; Pipidae. Gene Ontology annotation, cellular component: nucleoplasm. The coding region runs from base 255 to 5993 and encodes 1912 amino acids. Gene Ontology annotation, molecular function: nucleic acid binding; zinc ion binding. The record is from RefSeq and is a predicted model, not a curated record. The transcript has 10 exons.
AUUGGAGCUGCCAUUCAAUUUUUAAUAUUGACCAUUCUUUCAGUGAGUUUGGCCGCUCCCUCUAGUACUGCAAAUUUACUUUCUGCAUUCAAGUGUAAUUGAGUUAGAUCUUGAAAAGAUUAUUCAUUUGGACAAGUGAUCUCUUAAAUGGCAAAACGACAAUCUAGCCCUGCGCAGGUGUUGGGCCAGUUUGCAAGGGUGUACCAAGAUGGCGGCUCUGGAGUCGCUGUCAGUGAAUGUGAUGCGCGGCAGUGAUGUCAUCACGCACACGCAAAUGUGCACAGCAAACGAUAGGAAGAGUCAGCGCCGUAACCAUGUACCGGACUCCGAUGCGGCCCGCACUUUCCCCAGAAAUAACUCUGGAUAUGGACAGCCCUCGGCGGGAGAGUUCGCCUGAUAGGUCUAGUCGCUCUUGGUCUCGGGGUCGCUCCCCCGGCAGGCGACGGUCUAGGUCCCGUUCCAGACCGCGCCGUUCAAGAUCCCGGGGCCGGUCCCGUUCCAGACCGCGGCGUUCCAGAUCCCGAGGUCGCUCUCGUUCUAGACCGCGUCGAUCCAGAUCUAGAUCCGGGGGGCACUCGCGUCGCUCUGGACGUUCUCGCUCCAGACACCGUCGGUCCCGCUCCAGGUCUCCUUACUCCCGCCGCCGCAGCCCUUCUCCCUACUCCCGCCGCGGGCACGAAUCUCAGUCCCACAGCUACAAGUAUGAGCGAGAGAGCAGCGACUUGCGUCGCUACUCUCCCAGUUACCUUUCUGAUAAAGUUGCCGAUAUUCCUUCCUCCCGACCGGACCCCUUACACUUGCCCCCUGAACACCCCUCCCUGGCAAGUCUCAGAGCUACUGAAGGGAGGCGGGGCUCUGCAGACAGAUCCCCUGAUAUAAGGGGACAGAGUUCCAGCACCGUGCCUGAUAGUCAGAUGGGCAUUUACCAGGGCACUUCUGACUCCCAACUCCGUCCUGGUUAUGCUCAAGCAAUACCAGGAAUUCAGGAACAUGAGUUGAGGCGCCCCUUAGAUGAACCACUGCCAAUGCCCAAGUCUAUACUGAAAAAGCGUGCUGAGCCUGAACAGAUGACUGGAGACCCUUCUACUAAGGUGGCUGGUUAUUUAAAUAGCAAAGAAAUUCCAAUGCUGGGGAGUUUUAGCUCUUCAGAGUCUUCUGGGGAUUCUGCCAGCAGAACAGUCGUACAACAGGGAGCAACUGACAAAACUCUCCAAUCAGACAGUUUGAGCACCAGCAGGAUGAACAUCCCUACUGUGGCCCCACCAGGCAGCAAUUCCAGACCCUCUCUGUCUCAAUCAGAUAAUAAUAAAAUACCAGAGUUAGGAAAUAAGAAUGGCAACCAGUUGUCACAUGGUCAUAAAAUGGAUAAUUUCCCGUUUAGCGGUGAUUCCAUGAAACCGUUUUCAGACUCCGUGGACCCUUCUUACAAAACAGCAGAAAAAAAAGAUUCUUUUUUUUUGCCACGUGAUCAGGCUAAGGAAGAGGCCAAAGCCUUAUUUCCUAUUCCUGAUAAAGUAAAAGAAUCCAUUGGCAGUCCAAAGAACCAAAGGAACGUUUCAGAAGUAGAAGAUGAAGAGUUAUUCCUUUAUGGUGAUGAACAGGGGAAAAAACAAAAUGAGGAAUCAUCAAAAGCUGCCCCUGCAGAAACUCCUGCAACCCCUCCGGCAAACGACGACCCGAAUACCCAGGAGUUUGAGAAAAUCCAUGAUUUGUUGAAGACCAUUGGCUUGGAUAUUGGUGUGGCAGAAAUUGGCAAACUUGCUGUUCGAACCCAGGAGCGGCUUCAUGGUAAAAAACCAGCUCCACAGUCUACUCAACCGGUGUCCAAACAGCCUUCUCAGCCUGCAUCUAAGCAGCUUCCCCAAGCAGCAUCCACACAGUCACCCAUACCAGCAACAAAGCAGCCACCCCAGUCAGCUUCCCAGCAGCCAUGGCAACCAGUGCCCAGACAACUUUCUAAACAACCACCAGCAUCUCCCCCAGUGGCCCAGAAGCCAUCUCUUCCAGCACCCCAACAGAAACAGACACCUGAGCUUCACCAUGGUAUAAGCAAUACAGCCUCUGCUGAUUCAGGGUCCAAAACUGGUGUAUCCGUGUCUGGAAAAAAGGAUAAUGAAAGAGAGCCUUCUCAGUCACCCAUAAACACAGAACAGGUGCCUAUGCCCAUUCCUGUUGUUAAAGAGAAGACACCACCCAUGGCCGCACCCAAAGUCGAAAUACCAGUGCCUGCAACCACAGCAAAUCUUCAGGCAGAGCAAGCACCUCCGCCUGUCAGUACUUCUCAGAUUCCCAUGUAUGCUUCCUACCCACCAACUCAGAUGCUAUCAGGAUAUGGCAUGGCUCCCUCAGUACAUCCCCCUAGCUACAAUCCCUACAAUCCUUACGUAGCCUACCCAACCUCCAGUUGGUCAAUGUAUGGCCAUAUCCACCCUUCUCUACCUACUCACAUACCACCUCCAAGUAACAUGGUGGUACCACCUCCUGUUCUUACACGCAGCAACCUCCGUAUUAUUGAAACAAAAGAGGAUAUACAAGUUCCUGUCAAAAAUGAUGCACCUCCUUCAACAACUGCACCAACAACAUUAACACCCUCCCUUACAAAACUAGAUCAGGAUCGCAGAAACAAGGAGGCUGAAAAAAUAAAGGUGCUCGAUGAGCUGGAGGCUAUAAAGAAAGAACAGAGCAAGCGGAAGGAGAGUCUGCACACUCUAGUUGCAAAGGUAGAGCAACUUCGACUCCAGCAAGGGGUCCUGUUGAGAAAAAAGCAACGGGAGAAAUAUGGGCACAAGGACCCACUCCUGGAGGAGCUGAACUCUGUACUAGAUAGCGCACAGAAGCAGAUAAAAGCUUUGGAUUUGGAAAUAGCUGAAGCCAAUAAAAAACAACAGCAGCUUUCUAAAGUGGCAGAAAUUCUGGGUAUCAAACCUACUGAACUGGCUGGAAAACUUUACUCUGAGAAGACUUCUAUAAAGAAGGAAAAAUCCUCUAGUCCACCCAGUCCGUUGCGCUCAAAGGGCUCUGACACCGAUCUGAAAUCCACCUUUGACUCUAAGGGAUCCUCCUCCUCCAAGACCAGCAAAUCCGCAUUGACUAAGGAUGAGGAGAAGCACAGCUGGGAUAUUGGAAUCAAAUACAAAGAUGUUAAAUCUAGCACUAAGUCACGAUCCAGGGGUUCUUCAAGCUCUUCAAGCAGCAGCGGAAAGGCUUAUAGACAUUCAAAACACAGAGGCUCUUCUCCCAAAUCUCCAAGAUCUAGCUCUGACAGAUAUGGCUCAGAGCCAAAGAAGUCCACUUCUCCAAAGUCAAGAGGUGAAAAGUCAAAGUCCAAAAGCCCUCGACCCACUCAGUCAUCUCCUAGUACUGCGUACCAAGUUGAUGAAAAACAUUCCUUUGAUCUCUCUGAAUUGUUUGAAUAUUAUGAUGGUGGAAGCCAUUGGUGUGAGAAAUGCAACUCAGUCCAUUUGAAACUGGUUGAUUUCUUGUUGCACUUACAUGGUACAAAGCACAUGGAGGCAAGUGGUAACCGAGAAAACCGUCCCUGGGCUAAGGAUAGUGCCCCUAAAUUGAAGCAGCGUGGGAAGCAGACCAUUUCUCUUCCGUUUAGAGGUGCAGAGUUCCUGCUUCCUACAAAUGCAUACUACUGUGAGCUAUGCGAAGAGCUGUGUGCAGAUCAAAGCUCUGUAGAGGAGCAUUUAAAAUCAUUUGUUCAUAAUAAAAAAUAUAAGAAACAUACAGAGGAAAACCCAACCUAUGAAGGAAUUAGACAGGAAAUGAAGAAAACUAGUUUAGCUAGUUUAGCUGCCAUUAAAGAGACUGAGCGAAAGCAACCGAUAGAGCAAAAGCGGAAAGUAGAGGAGAUUGUACAUGAAAUUAAGCAAGAAAAUAAAUCUAAAAGGUCCAAGAAAGAGGAGGAAGAUAGUCGGAAGAGAAAGCCUAUCGAGCCAAUUAUAUCAGACCCCAAGAAAAUCUCUAAGCCAGAGAAAGAGAUGCCUGCUAAAACAUUCGGCAAGUUCACCUGGAGGGCACACGAGAACAAAAGCCAGAUUAGUACAGCUUCUGCUAUUGCUUCUACCGCAUCAAAAGUUGAAAGCCCCACUGUUACUCAGGAGAACCCAAAAGAGGAGGAAAGUAAUAGUCCUCCAGCUAAACAAAAGGCAAUUGAAAUAAAAUUAUUGGGUAAACCUCCUUCCCAAGGAAGCAACUUGACUUCUGCAACUACUAACUCUGUAGCUACUAAAUCUGCAACUUCUGCUUCACCAACUUCUGCUUCACAGGGGUCAGUAAGACCUAACUUGCCCAUUCCUAUGGCAGUGCUUAGGAAGACAAGUAGUUCAGCAUCUGUAAGCAAACCGGCCCCUCUUAAUACCUUUUUAUCCAUAAAAUCUUCCAGUUCUUUUUCAAAGCCUUUACCAGUUGUAAAAUCUAAACAUGAGGGAGUGUUACCACAGGAAGCGAUUUCGAAAGCAUUUGGAGGCCAACAGGUUUUCCUGAAGGAAACAAAUUAUGCAGACAAAAAGCAAGAGGAAACUACUCCAAAUAUGAAAGCUGAAAAUCAAAAGACCUCUCCAUCAAGCAAUGCAAAAGAAACACAGAAGCUAAAAGAAUCUCCUCAUUUGUAUGAUCUCUUUUCCAAUAAACCCGAGGCAGAUCCUAGCAAAAAGUUGGUUUCCUCUACUCCAGGCGAAAUAGACUUUAAACCAAGCAUCCCAAACAGCGAACUGAAAAAAGUGGAAAAUCCUCCUUUGAAGCCAGAUGAGAGUUUGAAGACUCCAUUGGUAGCACAAAAAUCUGUUACUACUUCCGGCACCAAGACAGUCCCGAUUUCAAGCAGUACAUCCAAAGAUCAGAAUGAUUCAAAAAUUAAAAAUACGUAUCCGAGUUCUAGUGAGAAGCCUCAUUUUCAAGUGCCCAGAUCUGUGGCACCUUCUAUUCCGACAGUGUCUAAUAACAAUACAUCUGUUAAAUCUGACAAAGCAGAAUUAAAAUCAGCGACUGUUUCUGGAAGCACUUCUGCACCUAGACAGGCAAACACACCAUUUUUGUUUUCAAAAGAAAAAUACACUUCCGAAUCCAAACCAAAUACUCCUGUUUCUAAAAGUUGUGCUAACCUCUCAAAACCUUUAGAUGCCAAGCCAAGUUCAGCAACUGUAACAACCAAGCCCCUAAGUGUUUCACAGCCUCAAUCAAAGCCUUUAUUAUUCCCUGCAUCUACUACCCCAAAUAUGCCUCCUACUAAACCUGUGUCCAGUUACAGCAGUACUGUACAGUUGAAUCAGAAGUUUAAAAGGGCUCCUCUUGCCCUAUCAACAUCUUUGUUUGGACAUAUGCCAGGUUUUGCCCGUAAUGAAAUCAAGAUAACAUCUGCAGUAGUUCCAAAUGCCUCUACAGUAGCUCAGAAUUCAAGUGUAAAUAAAGAGCAGGACUCUUUGAAAAAAAUAGAACCAUCAACCCAAGUUAAAAAGCAACCGACUUCUGUAUGUAAACCUGAAGCUAGUAAGAAAAUGCAAGAUGAACUGGACUCUUACUAUAAAUUUAUAUCUACUGAAGACGACCCUGAAGAUUUGACAACUUCUGAAGACCAAGAUGUAGCUAUGGAGGAAUCAACAGUGACUCCUUUACAUGUUAAAAUAGUCGCGGCCCCAAUAAAAAGGGUUGUUUCUGGGAUUUCAAAACCAACUGUAGCGCAAGCAGUAUCCGCCACAGAAGAGUUAGAUGAUUCAAAUAUGGCUUGUGAGGAUGCACCAGAAGCUCCUGAUUCAUCCUCAUAUCCAAGUUCCAGUCCUGUUUAUGGACAUGGGUACUUUUCAUCUUCUUAUGGUGCCCAUAAGACACCAGUGACUGCAAGCAGGUACUCUCCUAAACCCUUGUAUUCUACAGGACAGCUACACAAGGUUUCUUCAAAAAAAGGCGCAGGUCAAGUGGAUUUACCAGUAGAUGAUUUUACCAUGGAAGAGGACUUGUCUGUAUUAACUACUUGUGACGAGUCUGAUUAAACCAUAGAAAACGGUAAAAUCCAUCUUGUUAAUAUUAAGAGUUCAAUAUUGUUUUCCUUUCACCUGUAUUCUAAGGUAACCUGCGUAUUUCAUGAGGUUUGGGUAUUUGUAUAUAAUGUUACCAGUUUAGCCCCUAGCCACACCAAGAAAUUAGGUAGAUGGUAUAUUACUUUUGGACUUUUUACACGCAGAUCAGUCUGGGAGGUAUUUUCUAUCUUUUCGCACAGGCAUCGAUAAACAAAAUGCAGUGGAAAUGCAGAGCAGAUAAGCAGUGAACCUGGUCAUUAUCGUCCUUCAGUAAAAGAACAACCAAGGAAGACCUUUUCUCUUAAAGGAAAUGUUUUGUGCAUUCUGGGAAAGAUUUGAUUUGUCUUUGUGUUCCUUACCAAGCCUGUAUAUAUUGACGUACAUAAUUGUAUUAGAAUAAUUGUGUAGAUACCUGCCUGAAGAUGGCCUGAUCUACUGCAAAUGGGGUAAAGAAAGAAAGCCCUGAAUUCUCUGAUACCUACAGCUUGAAGUUCAUUUGAUUAAUGUUCAAAAGUAUAAAAUCAGUUUUGCUUCUGUUGUCCAAAUACUUUUCAUUAUGAGCUGAAAGUCGUUUUAACGUCAUUGUACCCUGUUGUUUUUGUACCUUUAAACUAAAGUUGUCCUGUAAAUACUCAAAAUGUUAUUUUAGGCCCUAUUGUGAAAUCUGUUUAAAGUUUGCUUAAAGAAUUUCAUGUUUGAAGUUGACCAAUGAACUACUUGCUGUGUUCACUUUCCAGCUUAGUAGAUGAUUUAGUUCCGUAUCUGACCUGAUCAUAUUUUGCCCUGUGUUGAGUAUGGAUGCUAAUAUGUUGUAGAUAUUGGAUUCUGCUUAGAUAAUACAAUUUUCUUGCUGUAAUAAUGUAAAUGUGUUGAUUCUGAUCACCUUGCUCCUUAUCAAACUUUUUUUCUCUCUCUCUCUCUCUUUAAAUUUGAAGGAUUUCACGUUGCGGUUGCAUUGCCAGUAAAUCUGUUAACUGAAUGUGGACUUCUAUCAUCUUCUGAGACCGUCUUUAUUUGCAGUUCUGCGUUAUAACGUCAUGUAAACAAUAUUGUUUGCUGACACAUUGGACUGUUCUUGCCUCCAUUUUACUGCAAACCUACUGUGACCUGAAUUGCAGCACUUAGUCCAUUGCAUCUGUAGAAAAUGUGUUGUUUUAUUAUAUUAUUUUUAAUAAAAGUAGGUGAUCAAACGUA